Molecule: messenger RNA, 639 nt
Organism: Ostrinia furnacalis (Asian corn borer)
Lineage: Eukaryota; Metazoa; Arthropoda; Insecta; Lepidoptera; Crambidae
Product: GTP-binding protein SAR1b-like
Exons: 5
Biological process (GO): intracellular protein transport
Molecular function (GO): GTPase activity; GTP binding
Source: RefSeq, a predicted model, not a curated record
ACAACUUCCGGAAGUAGUAUACGUCAUUGCCAACAGAUUCAUAUUUCCAUCGCAUUUACAUUGCUGAGAAAAAUCGUCGGUUUUAGCGGCGUAACAUAUUGCAAAUAAGUGCGAAAUAUUGUGAUAAACUUCUCCUAGUAUUAGUUAAUCUAGUUCAAUUUUAAUAAAUUCAAUAUGUUUAUCUUGGAUUGGUUCACUGGUGUCCUCGGCUUCCUUGGUUUGUGGAAGAAAUCAGGUAAACUAUUGUUCCUGGGCCUAGACAAUGCGGGCAAGACCACUCUGCUGCAUAUGUUGAAGGAUGACAGAUUAGCGCAGCACGUGCCAACAUUGCAUCCCACAUCGGAGGAGCUGUCUAUAGGCAGUAUGCGGUUCACGACGUUCGACCUGGGCGGGCAUCAACAGGCCCGCCGCGUGUGGCGCGACUACUUCCCCGCCGUCGACGCCAUUGUGUUCCUGGUCGAUGCCUGCGACCGUCCGCGCCUGCACGAGUCCAAGGCCGAGCUGGACUCGCUGCUGACGGACGAGACGCUCAGCAACUGCCCCGUGCUGAUCCUCGGCAACAAGAUCGACAAGCCCGGCGCCGCCAGCGAGGACGAGCUGCGGCAGUUCUUCAACCUCUACCAGCAGACCACUGGAAAG